This is a messenger RNA of Bufo bufo (common toad), 1249 nucleotides long. It is a transcript of the gene DOHH, whose product is annotated as deoxyhypusine hydroxylase. Lineage: Eukaryota; Metazoa; Chordata; Amphibia; Anura; Bufonidae. The transcript is spliced from 4 exons. The coding region runs from base 21 to 935 and encodes 304 amino acids. The record is from RefSeq and is a predicted model, not a curated record. Gene Ontology annotation, biological process: peptidyl-hypusine biosynthetic process. Gene Ontology annotation, molecular function: deoxyhypusine monooxygenase activity.
UAGUACUCCACUAAAGCAAAAUGGCGGCGCCCAGCAGCAACCUGGUGACGAGUGUUGGACGGGUGUUGCUGGAUACCAGUCUACCUUUACCAGCCCGAUUCCGUGCCCUGUUCACUCUUCGCAACCUUGGCGGACACGAGGCUGUGGAAUGGAUAGGGCGAGGCUUUGUCGAUAAGUCGGCGCUUCUAAAGCAUGAACUGGCCUACUGCUUGGGGCAAAUGGGAGAUCGAAGUGCACUGCCCGUAUUGAGCGCUGUGCUGAUGGAUGGUAGCCAGGAGCCCAUGGUGCGGCAUGAAGCAGGUGAAGCUUUGGGGGCUAUUGGAGAUCCAGAAGUUCUAGAGCUGCUGAAAGAGUAUAGCCGAGAUUCCGUCAUAGAGGUUGCAGAAACAUGUCAGCUUGCCAUUCAAAGGAUAGAAUGGUUUCAGAGGAAUCCGGAUGCACCUGAUGAUAACCCUUUCUUGUCAGUGGACCCUGCUCCUCCUUCUGAGGAAAGAGAUGUACCAUCUCUGCGUGCUAUUCUAUUAAAUGACAACUUGCCGCUAUUUGAACGAUAUCGUGCCAUGUUUGCUCUUCGAAAUAUUGGAGGAAAUGAGGCAGUUCUGGCAUUGACAGAUGGUCUACAGUGUGGCAGCCCUCUUUUCCGCCAUGAAAUCGGAUAUGUCUUGGGCCAGAUGCAGCAUAAAGCUGCAGUUCCAGGGCUUGCAGCAGCAUUGGAUCGAUUAGAAGAAAAUCCAAUGGUCCGGCAUGAGUGUGCUGAAGCUUUAGGAUCUAUCGCGCUUGAAGACUGUUUAAAAGCACUUAGGACACACAUUGGGGAUCAAGAACAGGUGGUUAGAGAGAGCUGUGAGGUUGCAUUGGAUAUGUACGAAUAUGAAAACAGUGGGGACUUUCAGUAUGCAAAUGGUCUCGGCCAAGUCCAGGAGAUGGCCUCCUAAUUUUCAAUAUUUAUAGAGGAUAGCUUUUGACUAGUCUUGCAGAAUGGAAAAGAGAACUUGAUUACAGUUUGCAGUUCAGAAUUAGUUGAUAAAAUUGAUCAUAUAUUGUGCUUUUAUUUUGGGGGGCAAUAGUAUACUGCAGCUAUACAAAUCUCUAUUGUGCAUAGAGAUUAAACAGUGUGAUGCAAUAGGCAUGGAAAGUAAAAUAACUCCAUAAUAGGGAAAGGUCUAUUUUUUUUCAGAUCAGUUAUGUUAAGAAAUCUAUAAUGUCUGUAAAACAUGUACAUGCUUAAAUACAAGACUGUCGUGUUUUA